Molecule: messenger RNA, 6692 nt
Organism: Heterobilharzia americana
Lineage: Eukaryota; Metazoa; Platyhelminthes; Trematoda; Strigeidida; Schistosomatidae
Source: the annotation of a GenBank genome assembly
AGCUUGUUAAAGGCGGAAAAUAUGAAGUAGAACCAAGUUGACCUCAAAUAUUAAAUGUUGAGGUUAGUGGUCAACUAAAAGGCCUUCAUAGUCCUCGACUCCUUUUUCUCAACUUCUGUAAGUUAUUGGUUUUCAGGGCUUAUCAAUGCGCUUAGAUAUAACGUUGUCCUACUCAACGAUAGGCUAUCCGAUAGGUUUGUUUCGUAAGAAGCUUGAGUAACAAGACACUAGGGGGUGGUAUUGUGUUUGUCCUUUAUUUAUCCCACUGUCCCAUCUAGGGAAUGCACUUUAUGCAUAUAAAUUGUCAUGUAAGCUAUUCUCGCUUACACUUACUUCCUUUACAUGCACCGUGGGUGUAAGAAGCGUGUGAGAGUAUGUGUUUUAUGGAAUGCCUUACCGUGACAUAUCGUUAUAGCUCCCUCAGUCGGCUCAUUCAAGAGACGAUUAGACAGUUAUAUCACCUCGCAUGGACUACCACGGACGUACUCAUGUAGUCACCAACCUCAGUACCCCCCAACUCCCUCCUAACUACCACUCACUAUCUCCCUCCUCAAUACACCCACAUUACCUACUAAUUCUUCUGUAGGAACCAAACCCACGCGACCAUUCGGGCGAUUCCCAAAUACUUUUCUUUCGUUCUUAUUCCUCUUUUUCACCCCUCCUUUUCUUCUCCCCUUUUCUCUUCCCUCAUUAUUAUUUUUCUUUUUUUUGUUCUCUCUUCAUUCUUUUACUACUACCUUACUAUUCUCCUUCAGGUACCUACACAGGCAGGAGUCAUGGCAGUUCCUUAAACUUCGUAGCAACCCGUAGCUCCCCAAUCACUCUACAAAUUACAACUUACUAACCCACAAAACAUCCACCUCACCGAAGCUAAAAGCAAGAAAUCAGAGGGAAUUUCCUCGUCCACUGCAGGAAUGAACCGAAAAACUCGAACCAAGCCCUAAGAACUAGACUCAUGAGAUCAAAAACUACCAGUUUUCUACGCUCGCACUAUCAAUAUUGGAUAUUGGUGUAACAAAUUGUUGUGUGUUUACAUCAAGUAGUCCUUUUGGGUGCAUGUUGUUUGUAUUUAUUCGGUUGAUGUUCUAAGUGGUACUGUGGUGUAUCUGUCUGGUUUCUGGAAAAGUAUUACGUGAACUGGAUUUUCCCGUUUCUACCACAACAGUGGACUUAACGAGUUUACAUGCUACGUUUCGGUACCUAUCGAACUACUUACUUCAUAUGUAGAACUCUGCCAUCUUUCACAAGUAAACUAAAGCCCAUUACCAUCUGAUCUGUAUAUACUAGGCUGCACUUAUAUAGUUAUUUAGGUACCACUAACUAACCCCUUUCCCCAGCCGAUCCUCAAGGUUAAUGAUUUUUACAUGAUGUGCACGUAAACGUCAUCAUUUUCACUUCAAAUAAUGUUUGGUUUCAAAAGACUACGAAGUGUACUACUGAUUGACAUGAGUAGACCACUAACGUCCAUCAGCAGUGCUCGUUACUCAGAUCAAAGUAUUCUAAACGCCAGAUGGCUAUUUCGCUCGUUUGGGGUCGAACUUAUCUGCAGACACGAACUGAUUCACCUUAGAAAGCUGAGUUGUUCGGAUCACCCGAUUUCUGACUUGCUAGUUAAGCUUACUUAUAUUUGGAAUCAAAUUAGGUGUUUGCAAAAUGCAGUUCGUUGUGAGAAAUCUGGCUAACAAGCACUGCCAGUUCGUGUGAGUGGUCUAAAAUUUGUUCCAGGUAGAAUUGCUUUUCGCACAGCUUUUGUGCUCUCAUUCUUAAUGCCAGUAGUAAUGUUCGGCAGACCACAUCAUGUGCACUUUGCAAACAUGAUUUGACACCUUUAACUUGCCAAGCGUCAUCUCUAAUUUCCUAAUUAUUUACCAAGGUAAAAAGUCCUAACUGACAGUUGUGGAUGCGUGUGUGUACAGUAUUGGUGACUACGGUGGUUUUCUUGCCCAUAUCAGCAGUCACUUGGGUCUGUAGCUUAUCAGCUUAAUUACUCGACCUAACCAGUAAGAUAAAGUUGUUUUUAACGUUUUUGUUUCCAUUCAUUGGAAAACAAUAAUUCCGAAGUAAUAAACGGAAACUUAAUCUUGAACUUCAUUCUUCAGAUAAGCGUUGCAAAUACCGCCUAUAAUAGCAUAGGUAGGUUGUUGAAACUUCUGGAACUACAUACGAAGGCUUCGAACGUUGAAAUCAUGUGUAGACCUUAGGAUUUAGAAGUCAGGCUAUCGUGUCAUGAAUAUUUGUAUUUUUGGACGUCACAUUCGUAUGGUUGUUAACUUUUGAAGGUAGAUUUGACUUAAGUGUUUAUAUUGGCCAUAAGUCGCACAGCUUUUGAGGGUCGUUGCUGUGUUUCUACUCCGACCUCCGUAGGUGGGAAGUAAUUGUAAUGCGCUAUUCAUUUGUUCAAAGUAGAAUGCUUCAUCCAGUAAGUUGUCUUCACUUCUGUACAUCUUCACAUAUCUUGGAGUUUUGACGGUCACUUCCUGUAAACUUACUGGUAGGUGCGCAACAUAAAUCUUGAGAAUGAAGUCCAUGUUUUUUGCCUCAAUCCUAUUGAAUAAUUGCGUUCGCAUUGUCAACCAAAUAGCCUGACCAGGUUGUAGAUGGACUAGGUUACGUAGUCUCUGAUUACUAGUCAGUAGUUGUACUUUAGACAACAAAGUAGCAAGUACUCUGUAUGCAUUUGCUUGUUUUUUUUAGAAGACUUGUAAGUGUUUGCCAAAAUAUUUUGACUUUGAUCAUCAAGGGUAUGUUUGGAACAAAAGUCUGAAUAGCAGUUGUAUGGAGCUGUGGCUCAGUCGUUUCAGAUAACUAUCAACCAUUGGGUCGCGGGUUCGGACCCUGGUCCAUCUACCAAGGUUUGGGCAACCAGAUGGUAUCAGUGACCUUCACAAUAGGUGUGGCUCAUUGCUUACUGUACGAAUGUUUCUGACCACUUCAAGUCAUUAGUUUGGGCCUACUACCUUUCAGUAAGCUCUAGGUAGCCUAGAGGUGACAGAAAGUAACAGCUAAAUCCGCUGAACUGUAUUAAAGAAACGAGUUAACUACUACCAUUAUUUAUUCGCGUGUGCACUUGAAAAAUAAGUUUCUAAAUUUGAUUCUUUUACCUGUUGUACAAUGUAGCAGUAUUUUUGUGUUUACUUUUUGUUUGAAUGGAAUGUUUUCUGGUACUGCUUCAGAAUUCACUCCGAAAAUGUAACUUAUCUAAGUUUUGUAAGUCCGUAGGCAUUAUUUUAUUAUGGUUCUUAGGUUUCUUUCGUUAUCACUUUUCAUUGACUUCUGGUUGGUACCGCAGUACGUGUAGCAAUUGUCGUUGUGUACAUCGGAGUUUUAUUUGGUGGCUAGUAUGAUUCAGUUCGAGAUGCUUUUCAGUCCUAAUAGUUUCAUAAUUGUUUAAUUUUCUAUUGUAAGCUCUGAUCGCCGUGAUACCUCAUCAAUAAAUCCUUAUUUCCCUGCUGUUUUCUGUACAUUAUUUGGUUUGGCUUUUUGUCUACUAUUUUUCAUCAGUCUUGUAAUAUGUAAAUUGAUUGGGGAAACAUUUUUGACUUAUGAAUACAACUGAAUAACUGGAGUUUGUUAUCGUAGUCUAUGCAAAUGUUUCUUUGCAGUCAUAAAUGAACGCACCACUUUCCAAGAAUGACAACGUUCCUGAAUCUUCUGUCUCUGAUGCCGCAGAAGGAUCUGUCAAUCAAUCAGAUGAUGGUGACUUACUAAGUCGUUCUGCUCUUCGAAGAGAAAUUGGUUCACGAUCAACCACAAAAAAAGUUAAAAUUGUUGAUCCUAAGCUAAAUGUUGAAGCCGAUUCUGAUGACGAAGAUUCACUAUCACAUCCAAAUACCUCAAGUAUUCCUGUGCUUAGUGAAUCAGUCGGCACUGCUAGUUGUGGUCAAUCAGCUGACCCGCAAGCAUCUGCAGCUUUGAUUGAUCGCAAAAAGACAAAGGAGGAACGCAAAAAGGAGCGCGAGAAAAAGAAAGAGGAGGAAAUGUUGAAGAAGUAUCAAGCAGAGCAGGAAGCCAAACAAAAAAUAUCAGCGAAAUCCAAAUGCGGCCGAUGGAUAAAACAUAAUUUAAAGAUUGGUGAAGGGGGCUAUAAAUUCGUAUACCGUGGAUACGAUAGUGUGGAGGCAAGAAAUGUUGCAUGGUGUGAGUUCAAGCGCGAACAUGUAGAUACUAAAGAAAAGCGCCAAGCAAUGUUUAGAGAGACGGAAAUUAUGUUAAAAAUGAACCAUCCUCAUGUCGUUCGCUGUUUUGAUGUUUUCAGGGAGUGGAUUGAUAUGGAAGAUCCAAAUAAUCAGAUUGAAGAGAAAGGGGUCGUGAUUAUUCAAGAACUAAUGGGCGAAGGGACUUUAAAAAGUGUUAUCCGCAAGAACUUCUUAGAUGGCCAGUGCAUCCUUAAAUUCCCUCUUAUUACACGUUGGUGGCAUCAAAUCCUGGAUGCUUUGCGUUAUAUGCACCACAAAAUCCAACCACCUAUUCUGCACAGAGAUUUAAAAGCCGAUAACUGCUUUUUGUAUGGUGCUUCAGAUGAAGAGUAUUUAAAUGUUAAAGUUGGGGAUUUUGGUUUGGCUACUCAUGUGAGUAAUAGUGGAAGAAAAACCAUGUUGGGUACUCUUGGUUUUAUGGCACCGGAGAUUUUUGAUGAAAAGUAUGAUGAGAAAGUGGAUAUCUAUGCUUUUGGUAUGCUUAUGCUAGAAGUAAUGACGAAUCGUACGCCAUACGAUGAAUGUGAAACAGUUUUACAAGUGGCAGCUAAAACAAUGUCUGGACAAGGUCCUGAUAUCAUGCAAAUGGUAUCCAAUCCUUCUCUACAUGAGGUGAUAAGUGCAUGUAUACAACCUCUGACAUGUUUUCGUCCUACAGCUGAUGAGUUAUACUUCCAUCCGUUAUUUCAGAAAUAUCAAGAUGGCAACGAUUCAUGGCCGAAAACCUUACCAGUAGAAGUAGAACCAAAUUAUGAUAAUGCAACAGAUCGUGCAGAAGUGCUGGAUCGUUUUGUUCGAUCACUUGGAAAUCCAGAAACACGUAACCCGAAUUUCAACUUACGAUUAAGAUUUCGAGACAAAAAGAUGUUACAAGAAUUAGGAUUGGAUGAUGGUGAAUCAUUAGAAUUCGAUUUAGACAUAUAUAAAGCUGAGGAUCAGGAUAUUCCUGAUUUGAUUCAUAAUUUGAGACUUGGAUACGAGGAUAAAUUAUGGCGUGUAUUUGAAAAUCCUAAACAACCUGAUAAGAAAAUUGUCUCCAAUCACUUAGACAAACUUUUCAGCAGUAUAAGACUGCAGAUGCAGUUUCUUGUCAAAGUUUUGUUGGGUAAACGCUGGAAGGCGAUCUUAGAUUCAUUAGUCCAGGAUCAGCGUACUCGAAAAAAGCAAGAAGGUACUUCUGCUAUUGAUGAAGAUGAUGAGAGUGAUACAGAUGCAUAUGAUACAAGUAGUUUCACGAUUAUCGGAAAGUAUAAGAGUAAGUGGAUCAGAGCCAAAAAAAUGUUGGAAAAAGAAAUACAGGUAUAUAGAAACUCUUCCGCGAGUUCUUCAACGAUCACAUGUAGUGCAACAGCUACCACUUCAUCUACGUCAGCAAUCGCCUCUGCUACUCCCCUGGUUUCAGGAGGUAUAUCUCAGCCACAGAUAGAUACAACCUAUGCUCCUGUUACUGGAACUGGUAAUGUAAUUCUUGGGCAGAUGACUGUAGCCACUCAAAACAAAAUAAGCUGUGAAUCCGUUGAUACCAGUUGCCCAAAUCUAGAGAGUUGUCACCAAGUUGCUGCUCCUGGUUUAACAUCUAUUGGUAAAUUCACUGUUACAAUCCCUCCAAGUGCUACAGCCGCACCAGUCACUCCAAAUAUUCUUCCAUCAUUGUCGAAUAAUGGACAAACACCAACACCAACUCCAGCUUCAACACCUAUAGUACCACCCCAGGCUACUACAAGCCAAAAAGUUACAGAGAUCUUUGUUCCCACUUCCCUUAGUAGUUCAUCUGUUCAGCAUCCAGUACCCAUUCCGUUGCAUAGCGAUGUAAACUCGGCAGCAUCUCGACAACCAGUUUCUGACCACAACACUACAUGUAAUGCCACAUACAUCUGUUCACAGUCAUCUGCUGUUUCAGCGUCUAGUGGUGCAUCUUCACAGCAAACACUAAAUCAGAAACAAUCAUUCCAAUUUCCUAUACAACAGUCCGUGCCGUCUCUGGUAAAUACUUGUCAAAGCCAGCCAACUGCUUUUGCUCCGGUGCAUUCAUCCUUGGUAAAAUCGGAUGCUGAUGUUUUAACAGCAAAUAAUAUGGAUACAAUAGCUCGUUCUGCAAUGAUAUUGCAACAAGUGCUUCAGGGGAUUACAUCAACUUCAUUUGCCAAUUCAUCUAUCCCAUCAUCUGAGGCAUUCAUGGGCUCUCAAAUGCAAACAGUCCAACAGCCUUUGCCAGUCGCUACAUCCGGAGCCAAUUUGUUGACAGCCGGAAUGCCUAGUUCUAACCAGCCAGUUCCUGCAAACCAGCAACAACAAAUGAUGUUUGCGGCUGCAGCUGCCAUUGCAGAACAAGCGGUGACAGCGGCUACAACUACAGGUGGUCAGCUACCAUCAAUGCCGUCACCACAGAUAAGUAAUUUACCCCAACAGAACUCUGUGGGUUUUAGCUGUCCAACCAGCUUGUAUGGUGGUUUCCCGUCAACACAGCUCCAUGUAGUUCAGAUCAAGCAGGGGUGA